Gossypium raimondii (Peruvian cotton) is the source of this 2595-nucleotide messenger RNA. Its product is annotated as TOM1-like protein 9. The record is from RefSeq and is a predicted model, not a curated record. NCBI's taxonomy places the organism in Eukaryota, Viridiplantae, Streptophyta, Magnoliopsida, Malvales, Malvaceae. The transcript is spliced from 10 exons. Gene Ontology annotation, molecular function: ubiquitin binding; phosphatidylinositol binding. Gene Ontology annotation, biological process: protein transport to vacuole involved in ubiquitin-dependent protein catabolic process via the multivesicular body sorting pathway. Bases 278 to 2314 code for a protein of 678 amino acids.
AUUUUUUCUCAACGGAAAAAGAAGAGACUAUUCGAUUUAAUCUCAGAAACAAAAGGCGAGAGAAGCGAGGAAGAAAAGGGAGAGAGAGAGAGAGAGCUGAAGAUUUUGGACUGUUUGGUUUACUUGAUAAAAAGUUAGAUUGGGUGUGCCGGAGGAGUCUCCGGAAUAUUCUGCCGUUCGUCGCGAUCGCGCCGGGCGGUGAUCGGAAUCUGAUUGGUUUUUUGUUCUUCUUUUUACUUUUUUGGUGUGUGCGAAUCCUUUAUUUUCGUCAGCGAAGAUGGUGAACUCUAUGGUAGAGAGAGCUACGAGUGACUUGCUGAUCGGGCCUGAUUGGGCUAGGAAUAUCGAGAUCUGCGAUAUGCUUAAUCACGACCCUGGGCAAGCAAAAGAUGUUGUGAAAGGCAUAAAGAAGAAGCUUGGAAGUAAAAAUCCUAAAGUUCAACUUCUUGCACUAACUCUGCUAGAAACUAUCAUAAAAAACUGUGGGGACAUUGUCCACAUGCACGUUGCAGAGAGGGAUGUUCUUCAUGAGAUGGUUAGAAUAGUCAAGAAAAAGCCCGACUUUAAUGUUAAAGAGAAGAUAUUGACUCUGAUUGACACUUGGCAAGAAGCUUUUGGAGGUGCGAGGGCAAGAUAUCCACAAUAUUAUGUUGCCUACCAAGAGUUGUUGCGUCUUGGUGCAGUAUUCCCACCAAGAUCUGAGAGGUCUGCACCCGUACUUACUCCUCCUCAAACACAACCUUUGUCUUCUUAUCCUCCAAAUAUUCGCAAUUCUGAUCGGCAAGACACAGCUGAGUCUUCUGCGGAGUCAGAGUUUCCAACCCUGAGUUUGACAGAAAUUCAGAACGCGCGUGGUAUUAUGGAUGUCCUUUCAGAAAUGCUAAAUGCAAUAGAUCCCGGAAACAAGGAGGGACUUAGGCAAGAGGUGAUUGUUGAUUUGGUGGAGCAGUGCCGUACUUACAAACAAAGAGUUGUACACCUUGUUAAUUCAACGUCGGAUGAGUCACUUUUAUGUCAAGGUUUAGCAUUGAAUGAUGAUUUGCAACGCGUGCUAACAAGGCAUGAAGCAAUAGCUUCAGGAACUCCUUCUCAAGCAAACAAACCUAAGCCUGAACCUGCAAAAGAACUUGUGAAUGUCGAUAGUCCACUAAUUGAUACUGGAGACAGUAGCAAGCAGUCUGAGGGGAGAUCCACUUCAAGCACUGUUACAAGUUCACCAUUUAAUCAGUUACUGCUUCCUGCUCCUCCUGCAACUAAUGGUUCAACUCCACCACCAGCUGCCAAUCCCAAAAUGGACUUGCUUAGUGGUGAUGACUUCAAUUCACCUAAGGCAGAUAAUUCACUGGCCCUUGUUUCUUUGGGAGAACCACAACAAGCACCUACUGCAUCACAGCAGAAUGCCCUCGUUCUCUUUGAUAUGUUCUCUGAUGGUAGCAACACCUCCAAUUCUGUUAACACCCAGUCUUCAGGUUUGGCUGGACAAACCAACCCUUUGACUCCUCAAAUUCAGCAGCAGCACCAGCAGCAGCACAAUUUUCAUGCAAAUGGAACUGCACCAAACAUGGGAGCACCUCCUCAAUAUGAGCAGCCAUAUGCUCAAGGCACCGUUCCUGCCUGGAAUGGUCAGCUGGUUCAGCAGCAACAGCCGCCCUCACCUGUCAAUGGUGCUGAGAGCAGUGGCUCACUACCACCACCACCCUGGGAAGCACAGGCAGCAGACUCCAGCCCAGUUGCAGGUGCUCAGCAUCCCCAGUAUGUGGGAAGUGAUCAAAUGGCGGGUGUGUACAUUCAGCCAACCACAACUGGUCAUUUACCAACGACUAAUAAUCAUGUGGCUCUGGGAAACCAGUUUGCUGGUUAUCAUCCACAGCCAAUCCAGGGAGCACCACAGUAUACAGGCAUGCUUCCACAGCAAAUGCCUGUGGGCCAGAUGAGUUCCAUGUAUCCUCAGCAAAUGCCAACGGGCCAGAUGGGUUCAAUGUAUCCUCAGCAAGUGCCGGGGGCCCAGAUGGGUUCAAUGUAUCCUCAGCAAAUGCCAGCUGGCCAGAUGGGUUCGAUGUAUCCUCAGCAAAUGUAUGGCAACCAAAUGGGAGCAUAUGGGUAUGGUCAGCAACAGUAUCUCAAUCAGCAAAUGUAUGGGCUAUCCAUCCGAGAUGACAAUGCCCUGAGAAACUCUUCCUACCAGGUUUCCACUUCAUCUUAUGUUCCACCUAGUAAGCCUUCAAAACCUGAGGAUAAGCUGUUUGGGGACCUUGUUGACAUGGCUAAAAUUAAAUCAACAAAAACCACUCCUGGAAGAGCUGGUAGCAUGUGAACCUGGAUUUGGUUUUUCUUUUUUACAUAUUUUUUUUUGGUGGCUAACUUGUUUCUUAUUUUAUCUCAUUUGCCUUCGUUAGAUAUUUUUCUUGACUCAUAUUUUGUGUUGAAUGUUUGGUAUUGGAAUCAUGUACACUCCCUGUAGAGAAAAUAGAAAGAUCUCGCUUUCGGGUUAUAGGUUGAGUUUAUAGAUUUGAUUCUGUCUCUCUGUUUUUCUCAGACCUAUGGAAAUUUUUAUUUUUAUUUCUAUUUUUAUUGUAAUAAAUAAUAUAUUGUACA